Messenger RNA from Naegleria fowleri, 555 nucleotides. RefSeq lists its product as uncharacterized. The transcript has 2 exons. The record is from RefSeq and is a predicted model, not a curated record. NCBI's taxonomy places the organism in Eukaryota, Heterolobosea, Eutetramitea, Acrasida, Naegleriidae. Bases 1 to 555 code for a protein of 184 amino acids.
AUGGACGUGUUGAAUUCUUCUACUGUGAUUCAAAAGGAUCCCUUGUCCAUGAUCUUUGCCUCUCAAAAAGAUAUGGUCGUGCCUGCAUUCUCCACUCAAAAAGAUCUGUCUGAAGUGGUAUUGCCUCAAUCCAUGCAAUCUCAACCACCAAUGCAAAUUCAACCGAUUCAACGAGAAUUGGAACAAGAGAAGGAAGAACGAAUCAAGUUGCAAUCCAAGGUUGAUCAGCAUCCCGAGAGAAUGAAUACCGUUCGUGAUAACUUGUGUAAGAUGUAUGUUGAUCUUGGAAAUAUUAUAACCUCCAUGUCUAACACAACAACCAUUAUAAUUGGGGACGAGAAGAAGGAAGUGGCCUCAGACGAAUUUGUUAAUUUUUGUAAGAGGAACCAAUUUGGCAAGUGUGUAGAUUACCUUUGUCAAGUUUUCAAUUGGAGCAUUGACAAAUUGAAAACAAACGCCAAACUCCAGCAUGCGGUUGCUUCCUUCAUAUACCAGCACACGGAAAUCAAGGAAACCACUCGCCAGUGGAGCAACUUUUUCAAUACUCACAAAUAA